Molecule: messenger RNA, 1694 nt
Organism: Dryobates pubescens (Downy woodpecker)
Lineage: Eukaryota; Metazoa; Chordata; Aves; Piciformes; Picidae
Gene: ACTC1
Product: actin alpha cardiac muscle 1
Exons: 7
Coding region: 377-1510 (377 amino acids)
Biological process (GO): actin filament organization; actin-myosin filament sliding; heart contraction
Cellular component (GO): actin filament; sarcomere
Molecular function (GO): myosin binding
Source: RefSeq, a predicted model, not a curated record
UGCCCUUGCGAGCCGGCCCCGGGGCGCCACCUUUCCACUUGGCUCCCUGCGAGCCCUGGCCCCCCGGGGGGCUGCGCGGGGCUCCCUAUUUGGCCAUGCGGCGGGCCGGGGGCGAGCUGCCCCGCGCCUGCCUUACAUGGGCCGGGCGACCGGGCUGCGUCGGGGCUGGCCAGGCUCCAUUCAUGGCCGCGCGGUCGCUCAAUGGCGCGGAGCCGACCAAAUAAGGAGAAGGUGGCUGCCCCGUCCCGCGGCGGCCCUGGCCGGCACUGCCCCUCGGGGGUUAUAAAUUUGGGCGUCUCCGCCGAGCCGGCACCCAGGCUGUCCUCCGCAACCCCCCUGCCGCCGCUGCUGGCCAGAUCCGUGCCUCCCUCCGAAGAUGUGUGACGACGAGGAGACCACCGCACUGGUGUGCGACAAUGGCUCAGGGCUGGUCAAGGCGGGCUUUGCCGGAGACGAUGCCCCCAGGGCUGUGUUCCCGUCCAUCGUCGGCCGCCCGAGACACCAGGGUGUCAUGGUCGGUAUGGGUCAAAAAGACUCCUAUGUGGGUGAUGAAGCUCAGAGCAAAAGAGGUAUCCUCACUUUGAAAUACCCCAUUGAACACGGCAUCAUCACCAACUGGGAUGACAUGGAGAAGAUCUGGCACCACACUUUCUACAAUGAACUCCGUGUGGCCCCUGAGGAGCACCCCACCUUGCUCACAGAAGCCCCUCUGAACCCAAAAGCUAACCGUGAAAAGAUGACCCAGAUCAUGUUUGAGACCUUCAACGUACCUGCCAUGUAUGUGGCCAUCCAGGCUGUCCUCUCCCUCUAUGCCUCCGGCCGUACAACAGGUAUCGUGCUUGACUCCGGUGACGGCGUUACCCACAACGUCCCUAUUUAUGAAGGUUAUGCUUUGCCCCACGCUAUCAUGCGCCUGGAUCUGGCUGGCAGGGAUCUGACUGACUACCUGAUGAAGAUCCUGACAGAGCGUGGCUACUCCUUUGUGACAACAGCUGAACGCGAGAUCGUUCGCGACAUCAAAGAGAAACUGUGCUACGUUGCACUGGACUUUGAGAAUGAAAUGGCUACUGCUGCCUCUUCCUCCUCUCUGGAAAAGAGCUAUGAGUUGCCUGAUGGCCAAGUGAUCACAAUCGGUAACGAGCGUUUCCGCUGCCCCGAGACCUUAUUCCAGCCAUCCUUUAUCGGCAUGGAAUCUGCUGGCAUUCAUGAAACCACCUACAACAGCAUCAUGAAGUGUGACAUUGAUAUUCGUAAGGACCUGUAUGCCAACAACGUCCUCUCAGGCGGUACCACAAUGUACCCUGGGAUUGCUGACCGCAUGCAGAAGGAAAUCACUGCUCUUGCUCCUAGCACUAUGAAGAUCAAGAUCAUUGCCCCACCUGAGCGCAAGUACUCCGUCUGGAUCGGCGGCUCCAUCCUGGCAUCUCUGUCCACCUUCCAGCAGAUGUGGAUCAGCAAACAGGAGUAUGAUGAAGCUGGUCCAUCCAUUGUCCACCGCAAGUGCUUCUAAGCACUUUCCCCCCCCUCAAUUUACUUCCUACUCAGGAUGAUGACGACAUGCUUCUUGGAGUCUUCUGGCAACCCUUCCUGAACUCCUCAGUCAUUGUACAGUUUGUUUACACACCCGUGCAAUCUAUUUGUGCUUCUAAUAUUUAUUGCUUUAUAAAUAAACAAGAUCUGGAGCUUGCAACCUA